Molecule: messenger RNA, 326 nt
Organism: Soboliphyme baturini
Lineage: Eukaryota; Metazoa; Nematoda; Enoplea; Dioctophymatida; Soboliphymatidae
Source: the annotation of a GenBank genome assembly
AUGGAAGAAUCGGAUCAGCAGUCUCGUCAGGCUCGUUUAUGCGAAGAGUACUGCGCACGGUACAACAUCACGGAUCUGAUUAAAGACGCGAUCGUUCAGCUUUGUAUUAACCAGCCGGAAAAUCCCGUCUCUUAUCUGAAGGACUACUUCGAAGCUUUGUCGAUUCAGCAGAUCGUUGAUUUUGCGGCGUGGCUGGUUCGCGUUCGGGGCUUGUACGCAAGUCAGUUCAUCAUUAUCACGGUGGAGUGGCUUUGGCUGUUUUUUAGUACUUGCUUGAAACAGCCUGCUAUCGAAAGGCGCACAGAAAUUGCGGUAGGCAAAUAAUU